Molecule: messenger RNA, 429 nt
Organism: Alternaria ventricosa
Lineage: Eukaryota; Fungi; Ascomycota; Dothideomycetes; Pleosporales; Pleosporaceae
Exons: 1
Coding region: 1-429 (142 amino acids)
Source: RefSeq, a predicted model, not a curated record
AUGCCGGCCAGACCACGCUUAAUCGACCUAAACAAUCGAAUCGCCGAACUCACCGCCCAGCUAAGACUUGUCACAAAAGAACUAUACUUCCCCAUCCAAGUCCGCGGCGUGUACAUCUCCCCCAACAGAGACACAUCCGAAGGCAUCAUCUCCAUGACGGUUGAGCGGCUAGCACUAUCGAAAGACGGAGAGCUCCAACCUGUACCCCCCCUCUACGCGAUACGCCUGUCGAACCCGGCGUUCGAAGGAUACAAACCAGAAGACAUGGUGAACAUGCACGGAAGGGUGGGUGUGCGGCUGCCUGGUGUGUUUGUUGCGCCGGAAGAGGUGGAGACGCCGAUUGUGAUAACUUGGACACCAUUUGCGGUGGGGAUGAAGAAGACGGUGGUGAGGGUUGAGGAUCAGACGGAUGAGGAUCGUGUGAGAUGA